AUGCUUAUUUCGUGUUUGUUGAAAAUUGGCAGAUCCAUUGCCCUAUCACCCCCAGUGGCCUACCUUCACAGCACAAUCUAUGCCCUGGCAAGUGGAGAAGGCAAAUGUGCUGUCUCCGUGAUAAGAAUAAGCGGACCUCAAUGCCUCACAGUCCUCCAAUCCAUUGCUGGCUUUUCUAAAAAUCCCCCAAAACACCGACAAGUUUACAUUCGCCACAUAAAACACCCAAAAACCAACCAAAUAAUCGACAAAGGACUUGUCCUGUACUUCAAAGGUGGGCAUCCAAAGUCAAUUGUUUCUGCUCUUUGUGGUACGACCAGAGAUUGUGUUGAAGUGGCCUUUGAUCUUGCCGGUUUUUCGGUCACUUUGACAGACACGGCGGGGAUUUUUGAAAGUGGGUCAUCGGAAAUAGACGGGGAGGCAGUUCGGAGAUCAUUGGAGAUGUGAUUGUGUGGUUAAUGUUGGAGGUGGAGGGAUUCGGACCUCGUGAUUGGACUGGUUGAUGUGAAUGAAUAUUUGAGUGCCCGAGGAUGUAUUGAGGAUCCUCGGAGACUGUUAGUGUUGGGAAAUGUCCCUCAAAGUGAAUUCUUUGACAUUUCAAAAAUCAUUUUUGUUGUCACAAAAACAGAUUUGGUUGAGGAAUUUGAUCCUCCUUCCUUCCCCAGUUAUCCCAUUUCGUGUCACGAAGGAAGGGGAGUCAC
Octopus sinensis (East Asian common octopus) is the source of this 701-nucleotide messenger RNA. RefSeq names its product tRNA modification GTPase GTPBP3, mitochondrial-like. The transcript is spliced from 2 exons. The record is from RefSeq and is a predicted model, not a curated record. Gene Ontology annotation, biological process: tRNA methylation; tRNA wobble uridine modification. Gene Ontology annotation, molecular function: GTP binding; protein binding. The coding region runs from base 1 to 447 and encodes 148 amino acids. Lineage: Eukaryota; Metazoa; Mollusca; Cephalopoda; Octopoda; Octopodidae. Gene Ontology annotation, cellular component: mitochondrion; cytoplasm.